Messenger RNA from Coregonus sp. 'balchen', 7955 nucleotides. The record is from the annotation of a GenBank genome assembly. NCBI's taxonomy places the organism in Eukaryota, Metazoa, Chordata, Actinopteri, Salmoniformes, Salmonidae.
GCUCUCUCUGGAGGCUCAGAUGUGAUCCAGGAAUAUUACAAACUUCCAAGGAAUAGCACCUUUUUCCUUUCCCCUGCAAGAAUUUGGCAUUUGGAAUCUUAGAUCUCAAGGAAACCGUAUUCUACAAAUUGUCUGUAAGGUGGAUUUUUUUGUUUGUUAAAUCCCAUAGAGACAGAGAUGCUCUGUUGUGUUGAACGCAUUACUGAACAUCGUCCAAGCUGCAGAUAUCUAACAGUCUAAACAAGAGUGGUGUACUUCUCUAUGAAUUGAUUACCAAAAACUAUAAACCUGUUUUAUUGCAUUGUUAGUUAUGUGCUUUUUUCUUAUGCAUUUUGUCUUAUAAAUUACUAUUAAUUGUAUGUCUCCAAUUAUUGAAGAAAUGUAAAAUGUUUUCCUGCUUGCUUAUUUCAUUGUAGGUGUUUGGGUCCAUCAUGCCAAUUUUGUUUGCUGUUCUACACCUGUUAGGUAAGCACUGGUUGAUGCAAUUGACACACUGAAUGUACUUGUGCCACUUCAUCUACCUUGUAUGAGUUAUCUAGGAAAUACUUUUUUUCGGUUUCACUCACAUUUAAAAACUGUCAUAUCUGAUCAAAAAGGCAUUGUAGAGUUUUGUGUCAUAAUGAUGGAAAUUAGCUCUGUGCAAAAAAAUAAUAUGUGUACAAAUAAUAUGUGAAAUCUUUGUGUAAAGAAAAUAAUAUGUCAUAUGUAACUAAGAUUUCAUUAAUGCAUAUUUGACACAAUAUUAUUGAGUGAACUUUGACAUUAUUGAAAAGCUUCAAUGAUCACUUUGUUUAAUUCCCACAGGUAUUCUGUCUCUGACAUUCAGAGCGUUUGGAUCUGAAUCAAGUGGUUAGUGGUUUUGUUCUCUUUGAAUUUCAUAAACACUUUGCUGUUAUUUCUCUGUCAAUAUUAGGCAGAUGAGAUACCGUAGAUUUGAUACUACUAGUAUUCUGGGAAUUAACAAUGUGUUCACUAAUGUUUCUCAUAUUAAUUUGAUCCAGUGUAGUCCCACAGGGAGACAGUUGGGAACUGCACAGCUCAGCAAGAUAGUAGAAUAUUUAGAUAUGUGAGAGUCUAUUGAUGAACAGUAGCUGCUGUAUGUGGAGAAAAAAAGAUAUUUGAUCGUGUCGUAUCAGUGGAUUUAUUUAUUUUGUUAACCAGCCAGUUUUACUUUGAAGACUUUUAGUUUUACUUGGAAGACUCCCAAACAAAAUAUGAUACUUAUUUCAUUAAGGCAGAGGUGUUAGGAUGUUAUAGUUGAGAGCCACUGCUCUAGCUCUGUGGCCUUUGGCUCAGAGACAUGUUCUAUGGUAAGCCCAUUCUCUGUUUGACUUGGAUGACAGCAAUUCCUCAAAAGCAAAAGGUGAUGUUUAUUCUUUUUCUUCAAAAUGUAAUUAACGUAGAGAUGUGACUGAGGACAGCUUGUCUUCAGAGUUGUUCUUUAUUAUAGCCUGUAGGCUUUGGUAUUGAGUUGUGGCUCUGAGGAAGAGAAAGCCAUACCAAACUAAUAGUAAUAGGGUACCUGAUAGAAAACAGAUCUCUCUCUCUCUCUCUCUCUCUCUCUCUCUCUCUCUCUCUCUCUCUCUCUCUCUCUCUCUCUCUCUCUCUCUCUCUCUCUCUCUCUCUCUCUCUCUCUCUCUCUCUCUCUCUCUCUGUGUUUGUCUCAGUUGCCACUCCCAUCACCUGUACGACCCGUGGGGCAGACCUGACGGAGGAGAGGCAGGUGGUCCUCUGCCCGCCUAACUGUACCCUCUGGAGGGUGUCUGUGUUCGGUUCUGGGGUGUACGCCGCCGUGUCCAGUGUGUGUGGAGCAGCCGUGCACCAGUAAGGCUGGAGCAGUUCAAUAGCAGUGCUAAGACUAAGAGGCUUUGUGUAGGCCAGGAGAGGGAUAAUGUUUGGCUAAUGCACAUGCUAUAGAGUUUCACCUCUAUGACCUUCUUUUCUUUCUCAAAGAGUAUUGAUGUAUAAUAGAGAGAGACGUUCAUAUUCAAGAAGUCUGUAUAACUUCUACAGUAUCUGCAUUUUUCAUCUAUCUUCCCUUCCCUCAACGUUUGCAGUGACUGACCGCUUACUGCUCAUUUACAUUUUUAACUGUAUUUUACCACUUUUCUCAGGGGGGUGAUAAGGUCCUCGGGGGGACCAGUGAAGGUCCACAAACUGCAAGGCAGACAGAACUACCUCGGCUCCUACUCCCAUGGAGUCCAAUCUCAGGCCCUGUCCAGGUGGACCGCAUCAUUCACAGUGGCCCGUAGGUGGCGCCAAAUACCAAACAUGUUUAAUAUUGUACAUUUCACAGAGGAAAAUGUGACUCAAAGAAGGCUGAGUAGGCAUGAAGAAUGACUCGAAUUGUAUUUAAUGACAUUCAAUGUUGAUGUUUUGAACGAUUUACAAUGAAGUGAUUUUUCAUUAAUGACAAGUUUUGAUAAAACAUAUGACUCUUUGUUGUCAGAAUCUGCUCAUGUGCCCCAGGAGGUGUCCUCCCAGAUAGCCACAACUGCCCUCCCUGCAUCAGGACCAGGACCAGGUAAAAUUCUAACUAUGUACAGUCGUGGUCAAAAGUUUUGAGAAUGACACAAGUAUUGGUCUCCACAAAGUUUGCUGCCUCAGUGUUGAUGAUGGCAAUUUGCAUAUACUCCAGAAUGUCAUGAAGAGUGAUCAGAUGAAUUGCAAUUAAUUGCAAAGUCCCUCUUUGCCAUGAAAAUGAACUUAAUCCCCCAAAAAACAUUUCCACUGCAUUUCAGCCCUGCCACAAAAGGACCAGCUGCCAUCAUGUCAGUGAUUGUCUCGUUAACACAGGUGAGAGUGUUGACGAGGACAAGGCUGGAGAUCACUCUGUCAUGCUGAUUGAGUCAGAAUAACAGACUGGAAGCUUUAACAGGAGGGUGGUGCUUGAAAUCAUUGUUCUUUCUCUGUCAACCAUGGUUUACUGCAAGGAAAACACGUGCCAUCAUCAUUGCUUUGCACAAAAAGGGCUUCACAGGCAAGGAUAUUGCUGCUAGUAAGAUUGCACCUAAAUCAACCAUUUAUCGGAUCAUCAAGAACUUCAAGGAGAGAGGUUCAAUUGUUGUGAAGAAGGCGUCUGGGCACCCAAGAAAGUCCAGCAAGCGCCAGGACCGUCUCCUAAAGUUGAUUAUUCAGCUGCGGGAUCGGGGCACCACCAGUGCAGAGCUUGCUCAGGAAUGGCAGCAGGCAGGUGUGAGUGCAUUUGCACGCACAGAGAGGCGAAGACUUUUGGAGGAUGGCCUGGUGUCAAGAAGGGCAGCAAAGAAGCCACUUCUCUCCAGGAAAAACAUCAGGGACAGACUGAUAUUCUGCAAAAGGUACAGGGAUUGGACUGCUGAGGACUGGGGUAGAGUAAUUUUCUCUGAUGAAUCCCCUUUCCGAUUGUUUGGGCCAUCCGGAAAACACCUUGUCUGGAGAAGGCAAGGUGAGCAGUACCAUCAGUCCUGUGUCAUGCCAACAGUAAAGCAUCCUGAGACCAUUCAUGUGUGGGGUUGCUUCUCAGCCAAGGGAGUGGGCUCACUCACAAUUUUGCCUAAGAACACAUCCAUGAAUAAAGAAUGGUGCCAACACAUCCUCCGAGAGCAACUUCUCCCAACCAUCCAAGAACAGUUUGGUGACGACCAAUGCCUUUUCCAGCAUGAUGGAGCACCUUGCCAUAAGGCAAAAGUGAUAACUAAGUGGCUCGGGGAACAAAACAUCGACAUUUUGGGUCCAUGGCCAGGAAACUCCCCAGACCUUAAUCCCAUUGAGAACUUGUGGUCGAUCCUCAAGAGGCAGGUGGACAAACAAAAACCCACAACUUCUGACAAACUCCAAGCAUUGAUUAUGCAAGAAUGGGCUUCCAUCAGUCAGGAUGUGGCCCAGAAGUUAAUUGACAGCAUGCCAGGGCGGAUUGCAGAGGUCUUGAAAAAGAAGGGUCAACACUGCAAAUAUUGACUCUUUGCAUUAACUGAAUGUCAUUGUCAAUGAAAGCCUUUGACACUUAUGGAAUACUUGUAAUUAUACUUCAGUGUACCAUAGUAACAUCUGACAUAGAUCUAAGAACACUGAAGCAGCAAACUUUGUGGAGACCAAUACUUGUGUCAUUCUCAAAACUUUUGACCACGACUGUAGAUUAAACUACACAUAAUGGUCACCAAUACUGCAUGGGAUACGCCUUAUAUUUUAUGGCGACAUCCUCUCUUGGUCGUCAUACCUUACUAGAAGUAGAAUUUCAGUGCGAACUAUGUAUCCAAAAGUACAAUUACUUUAUAAUAUCUUCAUUACUAAAUGGUUCUGUUUUUAGACCCUCCAGAGCUAUCAUACUCCACAGAGAUACCUGUCUUCAUGAUUUACAUUACAGAUAAGGAUAUUUUAUUAUUUUAACUCUUAACAUGUAUGAGCACCACAUGCAGUAACCAGAGCCUGUCUGUCUUGCAGUGAAGAAAACAUUAAAGAAGCCAGUGAAGAAAAUAACUACAGGAGGAAAUAGAGGUAUGCUUGUGUCAUGUUUUGCUUUGAUACUGUAGAACAUUUUAUUUUGCUUCAAGAAUGCCCAUGUCUCACUCUCUCAUUCCAGACUGCCAGAUGGAGAUAGCCCUGCUGCUGGAUAGCAGCAACAACAUUGGGAAGCGUCGCUUCAACCUUCAGAAGAACUUCAUCAGCAAGUUAGCGGUGAUGCUAAGGAUUGGACCGAAUGGACCACAUCUUGGUGUGGUGCAAGCUAGGUGAGUCAGUUCAUUUGGUGUUCAAUUAGUACAUUUUCAAAUUAGGUGUUAUCAUUUAGCCACUAACCCCAUAGCAAAACAGUACAGUAUUACAUGUAGCUAACAAAGUGCUCGUCUUUCCAGUGACACCCCUCGGACAGAAUUCCACCUGACUAACUACACUCAACCCAAAGAUGUGGUGUUUGCCAUCAAAGAGAUAGCCUACCUGGGAGGCAACACUAACACAGGUUCUUUCUGACUUUUAUUGCUGGUAUACAUAUUGUACCACAUGAUGGAUCUGCAUAUUAUACAACCAGUAUACAAUACUAUUUCCCAUUCAAAGGAGAAAUGGAUUUGGGAGGAAUAUAUACACUGGAAUACAAUACAUAUCACCAGCUAAUUCUUCACAUUUGUCAAAUGUUGUGGGGAUUCCCAAUAAACCUAAUCUGAGACCAUGCUGUCUGUCUGCCUGUCCGGUCCCCACAGGUAAGGCCAUCAUGCACACGGUGGAGUCCUUCUUCCAGACAGGGGUGAGGAGAGGUCACCCCAGGGUCAUAGUGGUGUUUAUAGACGGCUGGCCCUCAGACCACCUGGAAGAUGCGGCCGUGCUGGCCAGAGAGUCUGGUAUCAACUUGUUCCUGGUGCCAGUGGCCAAGCCUGCCCUGGAGGAGCUAGGCAUGGUCAGAGACAAGGACUACAUGAAGAAGGUGAGCAGGGAGCCAAGAGUCACGUGACUGUGGUACUCUGUCCUAUUGGCUGUAUCCCGCUCUACUUUAGUGGUUUGAAUGAGAAUGGGUCAUUUAUGAACAGUUUGAAAAAUGUGAUGUUCUGGCCCUACCCAUAGCUGUUAGCAGAUUUUGCUGGGCACCACAUACUGUAAUGCAAAGAUCAAUUCGCCAGCCUAUUUUCACGCCCUGACUCAGGGGACGUUGAUUUGUUGAGUCAGGGUGUGUAUAUUCCGUGUUAUGUUGUGUUUUUCUAUGUUUAGUUCUAGAUCGUUUAGAUCUAUGUUGGCCAGGGUGGUUCCCAAUCAGAGGCAGCUGUAGCUCGUUGUCUCUGAUUGGGGACCAUACUUAGGCAGCCUGUUGGCACCAGUUAGUUUGUGGGAUCUUGUUCUGUAUAGGUUUGUUUUGUGUAACCUUAACACUUCACGUAUCGUUUGUUUGUUGUUUUGUCGUGUUCAGUACUUAAAUAAAUAUGUACGCUUAUCACGCUGCGCCUUGGUUCGACCAGUCAUUAAACGAUCGUGACACCUAUAUCAUUGUGAUCUCAUCACUUACAGUAUCUAGCCAUACCUGUUGUUUCUAAUCUACAUGAUGAUAUGUCACUGACUGACUGUGUUUGUGUGUGCCAUGCCAGGCAGUAUGCAAGGACAACGGCUUCUUCACCUACGCCAUACCCAGUUGGUUCGGCACCACCAAGCAUGUGAAGCCCCUGGCCCAGAAGCUGUGCUCGGUGGACCAGCUCCUCUGCUCCAAAACCUGCUACAACUCUGUCAACCUGGGCUUCCUCAUUGACGGCUCCAGCAGCGUCGGGGAGGCGAACUUCCGUCUGGUCUUGGACUUCAUCAUCUCCGUGGCCCGUAGCUUCGACAUCUCAGACAUAGGGUCACGUGUUGGGGCAGUCCAGUUCACCUACGACCAGAGGAUGGAGUUUAACCUGUAUGACUACCCAGUGAAGGAUGAAGCCCUCAGGGCCCUGCAGGGGAUCCCUUACAUGAGCGGGGGCACGGCCACGGGAGACGCCAUUGCCUACGCUACCCAGAACCUGUUCCAGGCCCGCAAGGCUGGCCCUGGGAGGAACUUCCUCAUAGUGGUCACUGACGGACAGUCCUACGAUGACGUCAGAGGGCCGGCCUUGGCCGCCCAGAAGGAAGGUGUGGAUUCCUUUUUGGCAAAAGUAUGACCAUGUGUCGAGCUAGCAUGUAGAACAAGAUCAAAAUAUGUUUGUAUGACAUAAAAAAACAGCUGAGCUGAAAUGUUUUGUCACAUCGAGUGCCAUUAGUAUGGAGAAAUAGGGUUUAGUGACACUGACAGCAGAUAAGAUAAUCACACUGACCUAAAAUAUUUCUUAGAUGAUGCUCUUCCUGUUCCUAGUUCGAUCACACUACACCACUCAUUUGAUCUCAUCUCUCCCCCCUCAUCUACAGGAAUCACCAUCUACUCUGUGGGGGUGGCCUGGGCUCCACUGGACGACCUGAAAACCAUGGCAUCAGAGCCCAAGGAUAGCCACACAUUCUUCACCAGGGAGUUCACUGGCCUGCAGCAGUUCCAGCAGCCCCUUGUAAGGGGCAUCUGCAGGGACUUCACUGAGGUCAACUAGGGAGAGGUAGCAGAGAGCAGCUGUUUGGGCUCGCUGGAAACACCAGCCAGACAGGAAACAUCUAGAUGGCACUUUAUUUUACAGUACAGAAAUUACUAGGUAUUUACUGAGAAAUAAAAUGGUAACUAUAUAGUAAUAACCAAUAAAUUACUUGAUUGUUUCUUUGGGAUUCAUUCAAUCAAGUGCCACUAGGCACCCGGUGGUUGUAAAUUGUGUUGAAUUCUUCAAAGUAACUACCAGUUUUACCAAAUUAUUUUCUAUUAAAUACCAGUGGAAACAUAAACAGUACUGUAAAAAAUAAAGUGCUAGCCACUGUUCAACACAUCCAGAGUACAGCAGAAGCUAACAGGGCAAUAGCAUUGUAGGUUCACAUGAGUUCUCAGAAAACUAUCAUAUAUCAUCGUUUGAUAUUACCUUAGACUCUGAUGGUAACUGAUAUCACUACCAUUAUUCAUUCAUAAGUUCUCAAGAUGUGACUAUUUUGGAAAGUUGCACUAUUCAUGCUUUAUCCAAUGUGUAUCGUAACUAUACUGAAAUUCUGAUGUAUAUUAAGGUUCAUGUCGUUUUCUAUGUAUUUCUUGAACAAUCCAAAGCAGCCAAACCAAAAGUAUAGGAACAUGAUAAAUAUGUACCUAUAGAUCGGUCAGUGAUGAGCAAGAUUUUCCUUCUCUUUCACCCUCGUCAACAAUACACUUAUCACUUCUCUGCUUGAUAUGGCUUGUAGUCAUAUGUAUGAUGUUAGCUGAAGGUAAGGGAUGAUAUUUAGGGAAUAAAGUACCAUUAAUUCUUUCCUAAGCCACAACUGCUGAUGCUAAGCUUCUAUGUACCUACGACAGAAUGCUUUCCCAAAGCCUGUUUCUUUUGUAUACUGUACACCAUACUUACAGUACAUUUGCAUGUUGACCUGUACUUUAUAAAUAUGAUUCUAUAUUUAUUACCUUUAUU